Molecule: messenger RNA, 2429 nt
Organism: Drosophila takahashii
Lineage: Eukaryota; Metazoa; Arthropoda; Insecta; Diptera; Drosophilidae
Gene: Orc3
Product: origin recognition complex subunit 3
Biological process (GO): DNA replication initiation; DNA replication
Cellular component (GO): DNA replication preinitiation complex; nuclear pre-replicative complex; nuclear origin of replication recognition complex
Molecular function (GO): DNA replication origin binding
Source: RefSeq, a predicted model, not a curated record
GUCAGCUGAUUUCGUUUCGCGUUCCUACCGGUGAAGAAACUCUAACUGGCACAGAGCUGACCUAAACAAAUAAAUAAACUCGACACGGCGACUCUUAGAAUCUGCGGCAACGAGGCGCAGUCAGUUCAGUAGAAAGCCAGCGAUGGAUCCCACCAUUUCCGUGUCCAAGGGAUGUUUUGUCUACAAAAAUGGCGCCACGAGAGCCGGCAAGAAGGCGGCUGGGAAGCGGAAGCGUCCUGUCCCAGGAUCAAGCAGCCUCUUGGGUCAGGAGGUGGUCCAGCAGCCCUUCUACGCGGAAUAUCGCAGCGCCUGGAACCAGGUGAACGAUCACAUUGCCGACCUGCAGCAGCGCAGCUAUGCACGCACUCUGGAGCAGCUGGUUGAGUUUGUGGUGAGCCAGGGACAGCGCACCACUCUGGACGAGGUCCUGCCCACCGCCGCCCUGCUGACGGGCAUCAAUCAGCCGGAUCACCUCAGCCAGUUCACGGCACUCACCCAGCGACUCCAUGCGCAGCGGGCUGCCAGGGUCUGUGUCCUGCAGUCGCGGGAUUGCGCCACCCUCAAGGCUGCCGUGGAGUCCCUGGUCUUCGGGCUCGUGGAGGACGAUGCCGAAGUAGAGGAUGUCGAGGAGGACCAGGAUGAGGAUGUGGCGGAGCGGGAUCGCAAGCGUCUUCGUCGCUCGCAAUGCACCAUGAAGCAGCUAAAGUCCUGGUACUCCAACAACUUCGAUUCGGAGCGAAAGCGUCGCCAGCUGGUGGUCAUUUUGCCAGACUUUGAGUGCUUCGGCGCCAGCGUGCUGCAGGAUCUCAUCCUCAUACUGAGCGCCCACUGCGGGACACUGCCAUUCGUCCUGGUCCUGGGAGUGGCCACGGCCAUGACGGCAGUCCACGGAACUCUGCCCUACCACGUCAGCAGCAAGAUUCGCCUGCGUGUCUUCCAGACUCAGGCUGCCCCCAUGGGCUUAAACGAGGUGCUGGAUAGAGUUUUGCUUUCCCCGAAGUACGCCUUUCAUCUCUCUGGCAAGACCUUCAAGUUCCUGACCCACAUAUUCCUCUAUUACGAUUUCUCCAUCCAUGGAUUCAUUCAGGGCUUCAAGUACUGCCUGAUGGAACACUACUUUGGUGGAAAUGCGUUUGCUCUUUGCACGGACUACAGCAAAGCCCUGGGACGCAUCAAGCAGCUGACCCACGAGGACAUGGAGACCAUCCGACGGCUGCCCUCGUUUCGGCCGUAUGUCGAGCAGAUCAACGAUUGCAAGCGCAUCAUAGCCGUGCUCACCGACGACGACUACCUGAAGAAGAAGCUGCCGCAGCUGCUGCGCGACUGCCUGCUCCACUUCCUGCUUUUUCGCAGCUCGCUGGAGUUCCUUACGGAACUGGUGGGCGAUCUGCCGCGCUGCCCUCUGGGAAAGCUGCGUCGCGAGCUGUAUGUCAACUGCCUCAACAGACCGCUCGCCGCGAUGCCGGAGUACAAGGAGUGCCUGCAGAUGCUAAGCUUCUUGUCCAAGGACGAAUUUGUGGCCAAGAUUAACCGCUGUCUGGAGAGAACCGAACAGUUUCUGGCCGAAGAGAUUGCACCGCUGGAACUGGGCGAGGCCUGCACUGCUGUUCUGCAACCGCAGCUAGAAACUAUCCGCCAGUCGGUGAACGAUGUGGUCAAGGCCACCAUGACGACGACUACUGAGUCAUCGCCCAACGAGGACCAUCGUCCAGCUACAGAUAACCUCACCCAUGUAGCCUCGCGACAGGAACUCAAGGAACAGCUUUUACAGCGCAGCAAGGAGGACAAAAGCCGAAAUCAACAGAAUACUCCCACCACUCAGUUCGCAAGGGCCUUGCAGAAAACCCUGCGGCUCAUUGAGACACAAUUCGUCCAGGAUCAUCUGCGUCCGCUGCAGGAGGCGCCACCCAUCCACGAACUGUUCGUGUUCAGCGACAUAGCCACCGUGCGACGAAACAUAAUCGGAGCUCCUCGAGCGGCACUGCACACUGCCCUCAACAAUCCUCACUUUUACAUGCAGUGCAAGUGCUGCGAGCUCCAAGAUCAGUCGCAGCUGGUCGGCACCCUGCCCGAUCUCUCCGUGGUAUACAAGCUGCAUUUGGAGUGCGGGCGCAUGAUAAAUCUCUUCGAUUGGCUGCAGGCCUUUAGAUCGGUUGUGAGUGGCAGCGACAAUGAUGCGGAAGCGGCCCAGGAGCAAAUCGAUCCUCAGAUUCAAGCCCGCUUCACACGAGCCGUUGCCGAAAUGCAGUUUCUGGGUUACAUAAAGAUGUCGAAGCGCAAGACGGAUCAUGCCACUCGAUUAACCUGGUAAUUAAAACCAAAUCCUUUAGCAAAUGUUAUUUUUCUAUUUAUUUGUAUUGGGGAAAAUUUCAUGUGUGGUACGUAAUAAAUAAAAGAUCAAUCGAUUUGUCUACUCUGUUCGAAAUGCA